AGGUGAAGCGUGAACAUUGCCCAGCCCCUCAGUUGUGCUCUGUCUGCCCACCACAAUGCGGGUGACAGGUGUGACGCGGUGUGUGCUGCUGCUCAUCACACUGCUGGGCACAUGGUUCAUCAUGCACACGUACUUUGAUCAAGGAUGGAAAGCCAUCAGCCUGCGAAGCUGGCUCGGCAAAGAGCUGCCCCGGCACAAGUGUGGGAAUGAGAAAAGCUGCCCUCACAACUAUUUUGCCUUCAGGAUCAUCAGCGGUGCCGCAGAUGUAGUGGGACCCUCCAUCUGCUUUGAUGACAUUAUCCUCAUGAGCAGUGUGAAAAACAACAUUGGCAGAGGCCUGAAUAUCGCGCUGAUGAACGGAACAACCGGGCAACUCCUGAAAGCAGACGCGUUCAACAUGUACUCUGGAGACAUUAGUAAGCUGGAAACCUUCCUAGGAGAGGUCAAGCACGGCACCAUUGUGCUAGCAGCCAGCUACGAUGAUGUUGCCACAAAGAUGAAUGACAAAGUAAGGGCACAUUUUGUGGAGCUGGGUAGCAGUCAUGUGAAGAAUCUGGGCUUCCGGGACAACUGGGUCUUCUUGGGAGCGAAAGGGCUAAAGGACAAGAGCCCCUUUGAGCAGCACAUCAAAAAUAAUAAGGAAACAAAUAAAUACGAUGGCUGGCCUGAGCUGCUGGAGAUGGAGGGCUGCGCCCCCAGGAAGAUGGAUUAGCAUCAAGCUCCAGCCUGCCACAGAGGGGCCUUCACCGGUCUCGCAGGCACACCAGCCUCAUCACUCCAACCCCAGCCCCUCAUCACCCCGCCACACAGCCCAGCCAUGGCUCCCCACUCCCAGGGACCAGCCCUUCCACAGCAGGAGCUGCACAGGGCUUGGAGAAGAGCUGCACGAGUGCCUGCAGAGCCUGAGCAAACACCCAGCCAGGGUUCAGCUGAACUGUCCUCAUCUAUGGGUCAAUAUGCACUAUUUUAUUUUUCUGUCUUUUAACCAAAAACUUUGUAAAAGCUUUUUCUUUAAAAAAAAAAAAAAAAAAAGCUUUUUUUCUUUAAAUAAGAUACCCAACUUUAAAACACUAGUUUUUAAUUCCCAUUGCACACUUCACUGCACACAGGUGCUCCCCCUCCCCAUACAGCACCAGAAAAAGCCACUCCUGGGGAUGCUAAAGCCUUGGCGGUUUCUCGCUGCGGCUCCUACCAUCAUCCCCUAACCCCCCGCUGCCUACUGCAGUGACAGAAAGGCCACAUAGUCACAGGGGUGCCUUGCAGCAACGUGGGUUAAUAUUUGCAGACUGAAGCAUUUUCCCCAUGAGGUUGCACCUUUCCUCAGUUAAAUCCAAGCUAAAUCCUCCGUGAUGCAGCCCCAAAGGUCAGAAUAACACCAGUGAGGUGCCAAACCGACUUUGCCCUGCAAAGACAGGAGGAUGGAUGUGAAGUUUCUCAGGCAGCUGAAGUUGUGCAGCAUAACCAAUAGGUGGGAGCCUUUUACCAGGAGAGCAGGAGCCGGGAGCAGUCCGGAGCAACACAAGACACCUCGUCUGGCACCAACACACCCGCUUUGCUCUGGGAGCUGCACCCCAACCCAGGGCCGGAUAACACAGCUGGGAGAGGAGAGAUCCCUGCCCAAAACCACGGGCCAAAGCCCCGCAGUCCUCCUUCCACAACGGUAUCCAUGCUGCUGCCCAGCAUCGAGGAGGUCCUGAGGAGCAUCUGCCCUGACUUGCGUGAGCGUGCAUUCACCCAAGCACCAUCUGUACCCAAAGCCUCCCUGAGGAUGAGCACAGGGAACAUCAGAUAAGCUUCAUGAGUAAUAGCCUGGAUUUAUUUGUCAUCAGGGACAAAUGCGCAUCAUGUACGGACUUCAAUUUCCUAUGAUUGUAUCUGGUUUUUCUCCAUCCUUCAAAGCAGACCAGCAGUUCUGCAGAACACGGAGGUGGAGCAUUUCUGCUGGAGCGCUUGGAGCUUUGCGGGAUAACAAGCUAUCCUGCACAGCCUUUAAUGCCUCAAACAGUAGGUUUUGCCCCAGAAAUGCUUCUAACAGGCAGCUCACAUUGGUUAUCUGACCCAUCAAAUAACUUCAGGAAAGCAGAAGCGAAGAGCAUUGGCAGAAAAAGGCCAGGAAGAAACAGCCUGUCCCGUGCCAGCCACCUCAGGGAUGAAACUAUGGGACCAAAAUCCAGCUCCACCACUCAAAACCAGCGAGGCAAGCAGUUUUCCCUAAACAAGCGAGAGAAAUGAAGCCCCAAAACAGCCAUCAGAGGAAUCUCCCAGUAGCUGUAGUAUUUAUCCCAGCCUAUCCUCCUGUGUUCUUAACGUGCACCUGAUCGCCUCAGCCAUAAAUCAAUCCUUAAAUCUUCUGCAACAACAGUGGUUAAUCCCAAGUGCUGAAUCAUUCCCACCUGUGGCAGCAGCAAGAAAUAACACAAUACAACAGACACAACAGCCCUCCCAUCACACAGCCUUGUUGCAAUGCCAGCAUAAAUAUGCCAAAUAUUUUAAGCCCCCUCAAAGGAUCUAGACUCUCUUAUAAACUAAACUGAAAACAGCCUAAGAGCUGUAAAGGCGGUGGCAUGGGGUGAUCCAGUGCACGGCAUCAGCUACAGCUCAGCAAACAACCAGCCCCUUUCAGCCACAGGAAACUCUUCCUAGCCCUAAUAUUAAAAAAAUC
Messenger RNA from Cuculus canorus (common cuckoo), 2662 nucleotides. RefSeq names its product FAM3 metabolism regulating signaling molecule D (gene FAM3D). The transcript has 8 exons. The coding region runs from base 56 to 712 and encodes 218 amino acids. NCBI's taxonomy places the organism in Eukaryota, Metazoa, Chordata, Aves, Cuculiformes, Cuculidae. The record is from RefSeq and is a predicted model, not a curated record.